Messenger RNA from Seriola aureovittata, 9075 nucleotides. Its product is annotated as interleukin-31 receptor subunit alpha. Gene Ontology annotation, molecular function: protein binding; transmembrane-ephrin receptor activity. The record is from RefSeq and is a predicted model, not a curated record. The coding region runs from base 5109 to 7406 and encodes 765 amino acids. Gene Ontology annotation, biological process: axon guidance. The transcript is spliced from 17 exons. NCBI's taxonomy places the organism in Eukaryota, Metazoa, Chordata, Actinopteri, Carangiformes, Carangidae. Gene Ontology annotation, cellular component: neuron projection.
UAUGAUGUUAGUGGCUACACCCAGGGAACAUCUUUCUGUUGUUUGCUCAAGAUUUCCCACCACAUUAAUCCUGUCACUCAGCUGAUAAAUCAACUGUUCAUAAGUAAGCGUAUAAUUUACACUGGGGGAGGGUGAGGUGCGGAGGAACUGAUGUCCAGGAUGAUUUUUUUUCUCAUCAUACAGGUUGCUAUGCCUUACUAGUGGAGGAUGAUGGGCCUCCAUGCAGUGGCUGCAGUACUGAGGGCGGGAAAAGUACCUCCAACUCCUCUGCAUGUUUUUUUUUUUACUGUUUACUGUUGAUAUUGUCUAUUUUAAAAGACAUUAGGAUUGAACAUCAGUGAAAGAUAAAGUAGUAAAAGACACUUUUCUAUGUAGUAAAGAUGCAAACACAACACUCUUAGGCCUCUAUUAAGGAAACUGUACAUAUUAAAUUAGUCAGUUCAUUAAAAAUGCAGCAAUUCGCACAACAAGAGACUGUUUUUAGAUUAUACAGUUGUAUGCAAAAGCUAUCAAAGCUUGCAAACACUUUUUUGUGGCAGCUGAGUGUCUUUCUGUUCUUGAGUGAUGCAUUUUCACAUGCUCCUACUGCAGUUCUAAGAUAUUUUAGUCUGUCCUGCUAUCGAAGCAUGUUAAAGAUCUACCCACAGAUGUUCAGUGAUCUUCAGGUCAAGGGAACGUGAGGGAUUUUCCAAAAGCUUCAGCUUGUAGUUCAUGCUGAAUUGCGAGGUCUUGCUUUAGAUCAUUGCCCUCCUGUGGAAAUCAGUGUCUUUUCAGUUUCCCCCUCUUGACUGACUGCAGGACGUCUCUGCCUCUGUAAUGCACAGUGGAUCAGUGCACCACCUCGCCUGUGUCAGCUGAACCUUCCUGCACCUCCUGUGCAAUCACAUUGUUUUGUCUUUGCUUUGCCUUUGUGCCCGGCGGACCUGCAGCUUAUCUCAAAGUGUCCUUCGUGUUCCACAUGUUGUCUUGACUUUCACAGUUCCUCUUGACUGCUUCUUCUGAACGGAUGUCUUUUCAUAGCCUCCGCCGCUUCGUAUGCAUCAGUUAGCUUCAGCUCCAGCUCCACGGUCAGCUGCUUAGAGGAGGCGGUGAGUGACAUUCAUGAAAAUGCUACUGCUUCUAACUCUCCACUGGAGGGCGCCGUUUCCUGAUGGUGAUGAAAGGAGGUUAAAGAAAAGCAACUGACCUCCUGUUCUGUGGACGUUGCAAUUGAAAAAAAACCCCAAAACAACAUACAUCCUCUCUUCAGCUGCAGGAGCUUUAAAUCUGAUACAACAAACGUUCACUGUUUUUUGAAGCACAAGCCUGAAACUGACCCAAAAUAAAAGUCUUGACCCUGCUCUCUUCUGACAAGAGACUGUUGGAGUUUACUAAGAAAUACUCUGAAUUAAUCGAAGUGAUACUUUGUGUGAAUUCCCAUUACAAAAUAAGUAACUGUUGUCUAUGAGGCACUGGGAUUUAAAAUUAUUUACACAGACAUAAUAAUGAGUUUUUAUUCAUUCAAAGUGCAAUUUGUCGAGGUUAAGUGUGGAUUAUAGGAUUACCUAACAAAUACACGCUCUGACCCUAAGAACUAAGUUUUAAUUGUUUAUUAUUAAUUUAUAAUUUUUUUGUUUUAAAAUAUAUUGUACUUGUUUACUUGCUGUAUUUAUAUUUUAUUUUAUUUCUACUUAAAAGGAGAAGAUGAAGAGUGGAUUCAACUGGACACUAUCAGGAGCGUUCAUGAUCAUUGAGAAACUGUUAGCAACAGUGGUAUCACGUAGUUAAAAAAAACAUCAGGAAGUCACUUAAAAUUUGAUUUUCAUCGUAUUCAUUUGUGCAGCUGUUUUCUUUCAUUUCAACCAAUCACAAACAAAUAAAGUCUUCAACAAAAUCCUUGAGUACACUUUUGUAAUGCUUUAUAAUGCUGCUAUGAAAAUUUACAAUAAAUUUUUGAUUGUGCAUAUCAUUAACCAUGUACUGCCUGUUACAGUAAACAUUAAAAAAAACCAGAAAAACCAAAUACCAUUUCACUUUAGAAAUGAUUUGUUUGCUCACUGGAGGGGCAGUCAAAGUAAAACUAAGAGAAUACCAAAGGAUUUUGAUCCUCAAAGCAAAAACACUGUGAGAGAAACCCACAUAAUCUAUCAACUUUUGUAGACCACAAGUGGGUUAGAGCACAUUGCUGAUCUUAGGGCUGAUAAAAGUUAAGGUGGGGAAAUUUACACACGAGAAAAACAUGAGUAGGCAGGCAUUUACUUGUUAAGCGGAAAUUGGUUUCCUGUGGCAAAGAUCUUUAAUGUUCUCUUUCUAAUUUUGAUUAUUGCUUUUGAAUGAAAAUGUUUGAUCCUCUCUCAGUUCCUCUUUUUUGAAAACCUCUACGUGUUUGAGGUUGGUAAAAAAUUCCCCAAAAAAGUCUUCUUCUCCUUCACGUCUGAUCGGUUGACCUUUUAAACUGCAGCACACAUCGAGAACGACACGGGCAGAGGGCAAACAAAGAUGAAGGUCAUAGAAAAAUAACAGAGGUUCAAACUUUGCAACACAGCUGGUGGGGCGUUCGAGUACAGUCUUAAGAUUGAAAUCAUGAUAAGCAACGUUAAUGACAUUCUUUAGGCUCAGUAACUGAAGUCAGUGAGGUGUGAACUCAACUUCCUGUGUGUUUACAGCUCAGCCCUGAAGGAGGAACAUGCACCAAAAAGUACAAAUAGUUUCUCCCUCCUGAAAUACAUAUGACAACACGUACAGUACAUGAACUUGCUGUGCACUCUUGUUGUAGUUCCUGCUGUUUGGGGUCACUUUCCUAACCAAGCACAGGUGCAGCCUGCUCUUACACACCUCCCACUGCUCCAAGAGCACAACCGCCAGCUUGUCCAGUUAAGCAAGGGGUUCCCUCACAUGUCCUUAACAAUAUAAAAUCAUUGUAGGACCUUUCCUGUAGACAAUGAUGAAAGACGUCUCUUAAAUUCAAGAUUAUUAUGUGAAGCUCAUGUAAAACAGGGAAGUUCAGAUCAGGCCUAAAGUGAUUAACAGGGUUUUUAAGGACUUUUAGAGGAACUUUACUUGGACAGAAGUUUAAGUUAUUAAUAGCUGAAGUUCAACGUUAAAAACGGCAGUUGAGAAAACAACCUUGAGAUCUGUUUAGUAGUCGAUCACAUCACAUGAGUUAUUCAUGUUUUUUGAAGCUGUGGACGUUACUGUGAAAAUUAUAAAGAGUUGAGAGAAAUUAUAAAGAGUUGAGAGAAAACACAAAAAUACAGAUUUUUCACUAAAAGUCAAACGAGUCAAGCCACGUAAAAAUAUACUGCACUUUGAAUCAUUUUUUUUUUUUAAAUUACAUCUGCUCUUUCUGCUCUAUUCAAAAUGUAAGACUAUGAAUAUUUAAAUGUUUUUUGCUUCAAAAGUUUUAUUGCUGGAAACAAGAGGUGGGAGACUGGACCAUGAUUAGCUUUCAAACUGAUGUCAGAAAAUGCCUGUACUUACUCGUCUUAAACUCAGAUUUAAUGUCAGCACAGAGGGACUUUCUCCUUCAGCAGACGACUGUGAAAACAUCCCUCUGGUGUCAAACUGUCAAACAAUCAGUCUGCACAGUGAAGGUCAAAAAUCCCAGGGAAGUAACAAUAAGCACAGAAACAUCUCUGAGUUAAUAUAUGGUCAAAAAUCUUUUUUGUUUGGGCUUGAAGUUGCAGAUACUCCCAAGUAAUCACUGAUAGUUUUCAGCUUCAUGGAAGCAUGUGACAGGGGAAGGAAGGGAAGAUCUCGGCAAGAAAACAGACCGUUUGAGACUCUAAUCUUUUUUUGCUAAAAGUGCAACUUUCUAUGAAUUCAGAGUUCAGUGCCCUUUCAAGACAUCGUAAAGGAGAGGGGUUACUAUUUACUAGUUACUAUUUGAGUCAUAAGUGGUUCUUUGUGGUUUUUUCUGUUUUUUAAAAACAGUUCAAAUGUGACUUGAACAAAGGUCGAUCCCCCAUCCACUCAAAAAUUUAUUUUACUUAUUGUUGCUUCAGGUUGAUGUUUGACUGUCACAGUGCAGAAUGAUGCAGUUUGCACAUUCAUAGUGUAGCAUAAUUUAAAUGUCGUAAAACAUGUCUGGAUGGGAUCUUUAACUUCAAUGUGUUUGAUUUUUCUUACUAUUCUGAAAAACAAUUAAAUAAUUUAUAUAUUAGCUACUGGAGAAAUGUUCUGUAGUGUAUUAGAAAAUCCUUUAAACAAUCCUCCACAGAGAUUUUCAUUAAAACAAAACAAAAUAAUGUUUUUUUUUAAUGUUUUGAAAAUGCCUUUUAAAUAAUUUGGCUGAAAAUAGAAUAACUUAAUACAAUACAAUUUACAAUAAUACAAUUACAAAAAAUACAAAGGCAAUUAUGAUGCAAUUAUAUUCAGGUUAACCACCUACAUUUAAAAUAACUGUGACUAUUCUCCUGGAGCGGGAGCACUCGACAGUGUGUACUCGCACUACAGAGAUGAUAGGUGCAUUCGACCACAGUUCAUUCAGUUGUAGAAACGGUUGAAGAAGCAGGUCUGUACUCUGAAACAUUUCUUAAACAAAUGACUCCUCCACUGAUUCAAAAUGACACAUUUCCCAAUCAUGUCUGUCUGCCUGAGUGGUGCAAUUAGUGAUUUCAAAAUGAUAACAACACUCAGUUCUUUGGAAGCAAAAACAGCUUGAAGAAUUCCUGGAUGCACUAUAAAUAAAAUCACGUAUAUUUCUGCUUUGAGUCACAGAGGCAUCCUCAUUCAUUCAAACAGUCCUUUGCAUCAUUACUUUAACAGUCAUUUCUUUUGGUUUGUAUGUCAGAAUAACUCUUAUUUGAAAUGCUACAGUCUCAUAUGCUGAGCAGCUCUAUUUGUGGAAAGAAGAAGUACAAAGAAGACAACAGUUUUUCUUCAGACUCCAGGGGACCUUCUGUCUUUAUGUGAGUCCUACGAGCUGUGUCUGAAUGCGUCACCGCCCCUCAACACCCUGAGCAUAUAACUCCCUAAAACAUUUCCUCCUUGUUCAUUCUCAUGUGUGCUGCUUCUGUGUACAUCAUGACUGUGCUGUGACUGGCAGCAGGUUGUGGGUGAGAGAUUGUCUCAAAAACUCACUGUGUGGGCUUCAUGGUCUCUCAGUCUAUCAGUCUGUCCCAGGAGUCAUGGUUGCUCGUGGAUCUCAGUUUGAUUUUUUCAAAUCAAAAUGUUCUUCUUGUGCAGGCCAUUCACAUCUUUUCAUCCUUGGUGUGAUUCUUGCUUACUACACUACAGCCUGCUCUCAUGUUCACGCAUUUUCAGUGAGUUGCAAGUCAAAGAAAAUUCUUUCCGACUAUCAGCACUGUCAGCUUCAACCAGAUGGCGUCCAUGAUUUAAACUGUUUUGGUAAAUAUAUUGAUCGUGGUUCAAAAACGUGUGUGUGGAGACCUGGAAAUCACACAUCUAAAAAAACGUACACACUCAUCAUACAACAACACUCACAGUGCAAAGCAUACAAGAACAUCUCUACACUCUCUGAAAGCGUUCUUGUAUUUGCGAGACAAGACAUGACAGCUGAGGUCUUCGAAAACAGCGAGUCAAGAAACUGCACAAAAGCAGUUUUCAGGGCUUCACCAAAUAGCAUAUUGCGAUGUGGUCCUCCAGAUAAAGUCUCCUUCAGCCGCCAGUUUGGAAAACUCAGUGUGACUGUGAGCUGGCAAGAAAAUGACCAAAAUGUCAUUGAGUUUUACUCUGUGAGAUAUAAAGCAGUGGGCAGCCUGUUAUGGAACGAGCGUCCAGUGCAAUCCCAAAACGCAGGGAGAUGUACAGUGAAGAAUCUCAACUCCUCACUGGUGUACAGUGUACAGAUACAGUGUGUCACAAAUGAAAAAUGUUCACAGUGCCCAUGGAGUCAAACCUACACUGUCCCAUCAGAACUGACAACUCAGCCCGUCGAUGUCAGCCUCACAGAUACUGACUUUGGAGAGAAAAUAGGCAAAAGGCUGCUUUCUUUAAACUGGAAGUUUUCUGCAGUAGGGCUGUAUGACGGCUUCUGCGUGACAGUUGGUAAAACGUCAGGAGAGCGUCCGUGUGAACGGAUGAACACUGCUCAGCCUGAGAUCAGACUGAUUCUCUCCUACUCAUCUUAUCAUCUCAACAUCAGCGCUGUCAACAACGCCAGCACCUCCCCAGCUUUGAGCCUCACAAUACCACAGCGAGAGGACGUUCCCAGUAUUGCAGAUGGGAAGAUGAAAAUUACAGUCCACAGCAAUACAUCUUUUACUGUCUCUUGGAAAGAUGAUCUCAUCAAAACUUAUGUCUGCUAUUGUGUGGAGUGGAGGAAAAAUGGGCAUAAAACAAACUACAAGUCCUUUUACCAGAAUGAAGAAAACAACAGGACCUUAUCUCUUAUAGGAGAGCCUCUGGAGCCUUACAAGAGAUACAGCAUCACUCUGCACACACGACCAGAGAAGGAGACUUGCAACAUGAAGUAUAUCAACAACAGUGAGAGCACCUAUGGGAGAACCCAGUUCUAUUUCAAGGAAGGAUCUCCUGUCAGUGCGCCCACAAACAUCAGCACCUACAACGUGACGCUGGACUCAGUGGGGCUGCAGUGGUUGUCCAUCCAGGAGGACGACCUCAGAGGUUUCCUGCUGGGUUACAUAAUCCACUACGUAGAGAACGACCAAAGGGGGACAAGUACAGAGAAAAAUGUUACAGUGGAUCCGGAGUUUGAUACCUAUGAAUUGGGGGAUCUCAAAGAAGACACAGCAUACCAGGUGCAGAUAUCAGGUUUCACUCUGGUGGGAGCAGGAGUUCGAAGCACACCAUACGUCUUUAAAACAAAUCAGCAAGGAUAUUUUGAUGUUAACCGAGCAGGUCUCAUCACUAUCUUUGUUGUUGCGGCCGCUGUGCUGAUAUUUGGAUCUCCAAUAAUAAAAAGAGCAAAAGUCAUUCUUUGGCCCAGCAUACCUAACCCUGAAAAUAGUAAUGCAAUGCAGAAAAUAGAAAGACCCUGUGAAAUGGAACUGCUAGAGUCCAUCAGCGCUCUGAAGGUAGUGGAGUGGGAUACAAAUAGUCUUGAGAUAGUUGAGAAAGAGGCUGUUCUUACUAGCAUGUUACCGCUUUUCCACAACUCAGAAGAUGAGGUUGACUCACCAGAAACGACUGGUAACUGGAUCCAGAGAGACUCAGAGGAUGAAACUGAAGAUAGCCUUCCUCAUGAUACCAGCGACACAUUCUCAAAUGUAGAACAGACAAACUUCCAGAGUUCUUCGAUUGCCUUUUCAAGUGGAUAUACAACAAUGGAAAUGUUUCAGCAGGUGAGGCCUCAGGCCUCCCAAGCAUAUACAGCCGUCACUCCAGCCAUGGAAAGUGAUCCAGAGGACAUUCAUGAGGCUGUGGUGAAGUCAGGAUUGGCCUAUUUAAGACAAUUUAGUACCAGCCCAAUCUUGGGCAGCGAGGAGAUGACCACGAUUUCGUGACAACAGGUUGGGACUGGACUGCAGAGCAGGAAGAGGCAGGAACACGGCCUGAACCACUGUCCAUUGUCUCAGUUCUUCAUGGCAGGCCAGAGGUGGACUAUGAGAGUUUGCUGGUUGUUGUGGGUCAACAGCAUUGACUCAGUCUUAAAUCAUGAAUAACGAUACUACAAGUACAUUUAUCUCAGUGUUUAUGUCAACUGCCAAAAUUGCUGAAGUGUAUUAUAAAGAUGGAAGUCCAGUUUCACUUCUUAAGAUAGUUUGUUUUUCUUCUUAGCUGCCUUCUUCACAUACUUGUGAUCUCUGCUCAUUUAUGUAAAUGCACAUUACAUUUCAGUAUCUCAAAUUCCAUGUGUAAAUGUGAAUACCUCACAAUGCCCUCAUUUACAGGCCAUGAUUGACCCAAUAAACACAAUUGUAUCAACGUAAUCUUUGCAAUGCAGUUGCUCCACUCAGAUUUCCUCGUCAGAUCUCAGUCAGCCUUUUUAUUGCGUAUAUUCAGUUAUCUUGUUUGCAACACCAGGCGCCCGUAAGAGCAAGCAUAAAAAAAGACUGAGACAGCCGUUCUAGCACCUCUGUGAGGCUGUGAGAUAAGUCCUAACGUCUUCGUGAUGAAAUAGUCAUGAUGACAAUGAUAACGCAAGCAUUUAGCAGGUACACACAUAGCCAGAGGCAGUCACCCUUCUACUGAAAGAUUAAAAGAUUGAGAUAAAGUGACACUGAAAAACAUAAUUGGCAUGCACUGUUCUCUAUUCCAUUUUUUUAUAGAGCAGACUCUGUGGUUUUGAAACAUAUUUUAAAUAUUAAAAUUAAUGAAAAUGUCAUGGUAAAAAAAAUCAGGUUCCCUUAACCUAGCAUUGUGGCAGACUCUUUUGGGGCAAUCAUUGCAAUUAGGCACAUUCAGUAGCUCUUUAAAAGACUUCUACACUUCUCAACCGGCUCUUCUUGAGUAAACUCAGAUGAUGAUGUUUAGUUUGAUUAAGAUCAGGACUCGUAGGAGGAAGCCACCUCAGAAAGGAAAACUGUUGUUUUCUUCUCAUCCUUUCUUCGCUGUACAGUAUGUUUUGGGAGGAGCUAUGGCCUCUGACUGAGACACAGUUCUCGGACACUGGGAAGUGCUCCAGAAUGCCUUGAUGAUCUUAUCUCAUUGUCCCCUGCCCCCAUUCAAGGCUCCCUGUGCUAGAUGAAACAAAGCAACCUCAUAACAUAACUGAGCCUCGUCCAUGUUUCACAGUGGGGAUGAUGUUCUUUCCUUUGAAAGCUUCAUCUUCUCUUCUGUGAACACAGAGCUGACAUGACGUCACCAAAAAGCUCUAAUUUUCUUUCAUGUGUCCAAAGGGACAGUCUCCCAGAAGACUUGUGGCUGGACGGCAUGACACAACACAGGGACUAAAACAUUCGAAUGAAAAGUCUCUUUAUUGAGUGUUUUUGGAAACAGAUCAGAUAGAUUUUUAGAUUCAAACUGAAGAAGAUCAGAUAUAUACAUCCAAGGUCUUCAAAAACAGUGUUAGCAAAUCUUUGCAUCAAGCGCCCAGUCCCCCCAGGAGUAAACCAUGGAGUUUUUAAGUAUUUACCAUACGUAGUGGAUAAAGGGGUAUAAAAUAUAAAAAUCUUCACAUACUAUCAGUCGUGUUGGAAAUGCUUUUUUUUUUUUUUUUUUUUAACUGAACUU